This is a messenger RNA of Parascedosporium putredinis, 1953 nucleotides long. NCBI's taxonomy places the organism in Eukaryota, Fungi, Ascomycota, Sordariomycetes, Microascales, Microascaceae. The record is from the annotation of a GenBank genome assembly.
AUGGAACCAAUCGACUUAUUGGUGAUCGGCGCCGGCAUACAUGGCUUAAUCACUGCCAAAUCAUACGCAGAAAGCGCCACUUCUCCUUACACUAUGCGGAUAUUCGACUCUGCUGCUAGCAUAGGCGGUGUCUGGGCUAGCGAAAGGCUUUAUCCGGGACUAAAGACGAACAAUGUCGUGGGUUCAUACGAAUUUAGUGACUAUCCCAUGGAUCUGAAGCGGUAUAAACUCAAGCCUGGCGACCACAUACCCGGAAACGUCGUGCACCAAUAUUUAGUCGACUUUGCGAAACAUUUCAAGCUCCAGGUACAAUUACGAACCAAGGUCGAGGCCGCAACCCUGGAGGACGAUGGAGUAUGGCGCCUGGGUAUGGCGGAGGCGGAGCGGCUACUUUUCCAUCUCGCGGUUGACAUCUACCCGACUCUUCACCUGGUUCGAUCCGAGCCCUUUAGCCUCCCCUUGCAACGCAUGUUCCUGGCGUCCUGGCUUGGGCGUUGUGUCAGUGCAAUAUUCUGGACACUUCUUGACUACCUUGUCCUCCUAACCACCGGCUAUAUACCAGCGAAAGACGGACUGCGGCCGCUACGGCCCUGGUUUUCAACGUUUUGGAUGGGCAACUCGCUCAGUGUCCACAACUACGAGACUGACUGGUUUGAACUCGCCAAACUGGGGAGAAUUGUGGUGCACCACGCUGAGAUAUCACGCUUGGACGAGAAUACGGCUCGCCUUUCCAACGGACAUGUACUGGAACGAGUAGGAACGGUCGUAGCAUGCACCGGCUGGGAGCACAGGCCCAACAUACGAUUCACGCCCCCGAUCGUUGGCUCCGGUGAGGGCAAGCCGCUGCAAGAAGAAGACCAGAUACUAUCGCAAACCUUGGAACUCAUUAGCCGCAUCUGUCCCGCCGACUGCUUGCCGCUCCCGCAGUACUACCAACCACGAUGGGUUCCCCUGCGCGAAGGCAAAAGCGCGCCUCUUGUCAUCGGGCUGCGCAUCCCCGCCACGGUCGAGUCCGUUAUUGCCGUUUUGGCCAUAAUUCGCAUGGGCCACACAAUCCAGCUCAUCGCGCCAACCCUCGGAGCUAGCCACGUCCAAGGUCUCGUCAAGGCGGCCAGGUGCGAAUGGGUGGUGAACGGGCUCGACGAUUUGGACCCCCGGACAUUGCCACUGACGAAAGUCGAGCGUUUGCACGAGGUGGAGACUCAGGAAGGUGACCACAACGUGUGCUGGCUACCUGCCGCCAAUGAGGCAAAUCCGAAUGAAGUCGCCCUCAUGAUGCACUCGUCAGGGUCGACGGGGCCCCCAAACUCUUCGGCUGCUUCUGCCGGCGAUUCCAACUACUGGGAUUAUGUCCAGCCGGACCCAGAGUCGGCGCCUCAUCUCCAGUUUCGGGCCCUUGGCCAGGAAGAAGGCAGUGCGUGGGCCGGCGGCGAACAACUCUUCGAGCUCGUCGUUCUCCCCACACUUCCCGCCAUGGAUGAGAGGUGGGCCAAUACGCCGGACGGGUCGCUGCAUACAGGCGAUUUGUUUGUGAAACACCCCACGCAGGAACGGUACAAGUGUCUAGGGAGGAAGGCGGAUGAAGUGGAAAUUAACCCCACGUCUGACGGCGUGGUUAUGCUCUGGGCACGCGCUUACGAAAGCGUUGUCGAGAACCGCCAUGCGGAUAUCAUAAGUGCAGCUGCGUUGGUCGGUUCCCGUCGGGAAAAGCCAGGCCUGCUUGUCUUUGUCAGAUCUGGCGAGGGUAGUGCUUUGUCGAAUAGCGACAUCUUGGCAAGGAUCUGGAAAACGGUCGAGGAGGAACUGAACCCAACGGUGCCUUUGCCUCUGGCCGAGGAUAUGAUUAUCUUGGUUCGUGAUGCCGUGGUACCACGCACGCCCAAGGGAGAAAUGUUGCGGCCCGAGGUGUACUUCAAAUUCAGGGAUGCUAUUGACGGCGCAUUUGACAACUAG